This is a messenger RNA of Peronospora belbahrii, 1209 nucleotides long. The record is from the annotation of a GenBank genome assembly. NCBI's taxonomy places the organism in Eukaryota, Oomycota, Peronosporomycetes, Peronosporales, Peronosporaceae.
AUGGCAUCAAGUUCUCAAGCUUCAAGUACUGAGUUGGCUAGUACCUCAAUCUUAAACAUUACGAAUCCGAGGACAGAUCGACCGAUAGGAGGAUUAACCCCAACACAAAACGCAAGCACCGAUAUAAAGUCUGGUGAUAUGAGUACAUCGCUAUUUGUGGGAGUCGUCGCUGCCUCGAUCAUCGCUAUCUUGGCCAUUUUCAUCCUGAUUUGCAUUCGACGUCUCCGAUACACAUUAGAGCUGCCAACAUCUACCAAUUGUUCGGCGUUCCAAGAGGCAAUCUCAUUGACGCCAUUCGACCACCCAUCCAGUCCGGUCGAAGUCAGCUCUACGUCGACAUGCACAAGCACCCCACAACCUUCGCUCAGGCAGGCAUCCAAGCCAUCACGACUGUCUACAAAAGAUGUCGUUGAUUCGCCUAUUGCUGAAAAUGAACCAGUGAGUAAGACAUUGCCGACUGGAAGGAGUACCCAGCCUUUUCGAACGACAAGUGUAGUCAGUGGUGGAUCCCGUUUUUCGACGUCGUUCUUAAUGCGAGGUAAAGUGCGUUCAUCGCUACCAUACCUUGCACCAUUUCGAUUUUCACGUGCAAGUCGGGACGACAGAACAAGUAUUGAAAACGACCUUUGCGCAAUGCGGUCAUCUGGAUUGACUCAAAUCACACACUCACGUAAAGUUAGUGUCUGGACUCCAGUUGAGCACCAAAACGCUGAAGAUGGUGUGUGGGGAGAAUUGUCGGAUACGAAUUGGUCUAUUGGUCUAGACAGUGACAGUGAGACUGAAACUGAAUGGUUUACGGUGCCUAUUGGAUUCAACACAAGUAAUGAAGCGUUUGUUUUGAACCAGAAUCAGCUUUCUACGUUCUCAGACACAGACAAAAGUGCGGAGGAACAGGAUCUUGACAUUGAUCCCCUCGAUCAUUCUUCUCGUCGACGAGAGUCUGAAAAUAUGAGCACAAUGCUCACUUUUUCUCCUCAACGUGAGCAAGACAUUAGCGCAAUCGUUGAUUCAUCUCCUCGACAAGUACGUGGUCUUAGUGCUCUUGAUGGCCGAUGGAAGGCCAAUCUAAGUGAUGAAAUCAACACAAGUAUGUCCGAGCCUUAUUCGUUCUCGAGUGAUUCAUUCUAUAGUGGUGCAUGCAGUUUAAUCUCUUUUGAUAGCGAUUACGAGAGUGAUAGUGAUGACAACAUGCAGGAGGAGGAAUUCUAG